AUGAUGGGUUAUGAGUUUGCAACCUAUGUCAAUAAAUACCUUGAAAGUCAAGGUGUACCCACACGAUCGAUCGCCAAGAUCGAUAGUAAUCCCGAGAAAUCAAAGCACUUGGAAACAGCCACAACUAAACUUUUCGAUCAAGAAGUUGACUUUUGUAAUUUGCGUACCGAAAUCUAUGAAGGAGAUAGUCGUAUCCCCUCUCAAGUGACAUUUGGAACACCUUCAGAAGAUGCUUAUCGCAGAGAUAUCACCAUCAAUAGUUUAUUUUACAAUGUUAACACACAUUCUGUUGAAGAUUUCACCAACAAAGGUAUUCCUGAUCUAAUCAAAGGAUAUAUUCGUACACCACUUGCACCCUUUGAGACUUUUCGUGACGAUCCUCUUCGUGUAAUUCGUUGUAUUCGUUUUGCCAGUCGAUUCAACUUCAAAAUGGUACCCGAAUUAUGUGAAGCAGCCAAGCACCCCGAGAUCAGAGAUGCUCUUGUCAGUAAAAUUAGCCGAGAACGUAUUGGUAUUGAGCUUGACAAGAUGAUCACAGGUCCUUUCCCUCUUUUAUCGCUUGAAUUGAUCCAUCAAUUGGAUUUGUAUCCUGUGGUGAUGACAUCUCCUGCCAACAUUGUGCGUGGUACAGUAAGCACUUCAGAUACGGCUGUGCGUGCUGUAGCCAUUGUUGAAUGGCUGUGUUCUCAAGAAUCACAGUUAUCUUCUACUUCAAAAGAAGAAAAAAGGACGCUUAUCUUGGCUGCUAGUGUCUUGCCUUUUCUUGGUGUCUUUGUAGAACAAAAGAACAGAGAAGUCUUGGGUGUUCAAUUAGUAUUGCGUGAUGCUAUCAAGACAAACAAUGUGGAUAUCAACACUGUCUCUACUAUUUUUCGAGGCAUUGACCAACUUCAAUCAUUAGCCAAUCAAAAUCUGAAUGAACCUGCUUCUCGUUCUCAACUAGGCAUGCUUAUCCGAGAACUGGGUGCAUUAUGGCAAACAGCCAUCAAAAUGACUACGGCAAAAGAAUUACUAGAUACCCUCUCUCAUAUUGACUUGGCCAACUUGACUAGUGCUCAACAAGUUUGCAACAAGUAUAGUGCAUUAAUACAAUUAGCCUUUGAUUAUGGCAUUGCAGACUGUUAUCAAUGGAAACAUAUGGUUGAUGGCAAAAGAGCAGCUCAAGUGGUUGGUGUAAAACCAGGUCCUGUUUUGACUGAAUUACUCAAGGUUCAAAUGACUUGGCAAUUAGAACAUCCUCAAGGCACAAGAGAAGAAUGUGAAGAAGCACUUGUAAAGUACUGGCAAACUAGAUAA
This is a messenger RNA of Gilbertella persicaria, 1296 nucleotides long. RefSeq lists its product as uncharacterized. The coding region runs from base 1 to 1296 and encodes 431 amino acids. Gene Ontology annotation, molecular function: ATP:3'-cytidine-cytidine-tRNA adenylyltransferase activity; RNA binding. Lineage: Eukaryota; Fungi; Mucoromycota; Mucoromycetes; Mucorales; Choanephoraceae. Gene Ontology annotation, biological process: tRNA 3'-terminal CCA addition. The record is from RefSeq and is a predicted model, not a curated record. The transcript has 4 exons.